UAUGCAUGAUUUUCAAAGAUGAAAAACCCAAACUCAUUACACAACCAUCAACAAAUACUUUGGCUUUUUCUUAUUUCAAUUCUGAUCUCAAACAUCUCAUUUUGUGCUUGUGAGAUAAAAAACACUCGCAUCAUCGAUGAUGCAAGGCCAAUGAUCUUGUUUGAGCGAUUUGGGUUUGCCCAAGACGGGCACGUGGCCAUUUCCAUAAAAGAUGUUUCAUGGAAAUCCAAACAUCACAAUGCAAAACUUGAUCCUACUUCCAUGGGGUUCUUCCUCGUCAGAGACAUCUCCUUCCCACGAAUCUUGAAUGAGUCAGAGUACACCGAAGGCUUUUGCGUUCUAUCGAGCCAAUUUGUGAAACUUAUAUUCAGACUUGACAAGCUCGCUGGUGGCUUAACCUACAAUGGUUCUGUAGCCAUCGAGGAGCCAGACAAGUAUAAUUUGAUAUUUGGAAAUUGCCAACCAGAAUUUGAAGUCACGAUGAACGUUCAUACGGAGAUGUACAAUGUACGAAAUGAUGGUACAAAGGAUUUCCUUCCUGCAGGCCAAACCCUAAUGCCAAAACUCUAUUUUCUCCUUUUCCUCAUCUACACCAUUUUUUUGGGUACAUGGAUUUUCAUUUGUAUCAAACAAAGAUCAACCGUUGAUCGAAUUCAUUUAAUUAUGUGUGCAUUGCUUUUGUUCAAAGCACUCAAACUCAUUUGUGCGUCAGAGGACAAGAUGUACAUAACCAAAACGGGCACGCCCCACGGUUGGGAUGUUGCGUUCUACGUGUUUGGUUUCUUCAAAGGUGUCAUUCUUUUCACUGUCAUCGUCCUCAUAGGCACCGGUUGGUCAUUCCUAAAACCAUACCUUCAAGAGCGUGAAAAGAAAGUCUUAAUGGUAAUUAUUCCAUUACAAGUUUUAGAAAACGUAGCUUCUGUUGUAAUCAGCGAAACGGGGCCUGCUAUGAAGGAUUGGUUGAUGUGGACUCAGUUGUUUUUGAUUUUUGAUGUGGCAUGUUGUUGCGCUGUGCUUUUUCCUAUCAUUUGGUCGAUCAAAAGCUUGAGAGAGGCAUCGAAGACGGAUGGAAAGGCUGCGAGGAAUUUGGGGAAAUUGACUUUGUUUAAACAGUUCUACAUUGUUGUGAUUUUGUUCUUGUACUUCACUAGAGUGAUGGUUCCGGCGAUUGGGACGGUGGUGAGUUACAGAUAUGAAUGGGUUGCCGUCGCAGCGGCGGAGGGUGGGAGCUUGGGUUUUUAUUUGUUCAUUUUUUACAACUUUCAGCCCAUAGAGAAAAAUCCGUACUUGGUGAUUGAUGAUGAAGAAGAAGCUACUGCAGGUCACAUAUUGGAAGCUGACGAUUCAUUCGACCUCUAA
This is a messenger RNA of Camellia sinensis, 1359 nucleotides long. NCBI's taxonomy places the organism in Eukaryota, Viridiplantae, Streptophyta, Magnoliopsida, Ericales, Theaceae. The record is from RefSeq and is a predicted model, not a curated record.